Messenger RNA from Oryza sativa Japonica Group (Japanese rice), 1041 nucleotides. RefSeq names its product acid phosphatase 1. Gene Ontology annotation, molecular function: acid phosphatase activity. Lineage: Eukaryota; Viridiplantae; Streptophyta; Magnoliopsida; Poales; Poaceae. The record is from RefSeq and is a predicted model, not a curated record.
GUCGCCCAUAAAAUCCAUGCAUUGCAACCUCUCGAUCUCUCUCCAUCUCGCUGUCUGCGAGCGACGACAUGGCCGCUCUCGCCGUGCUGCUGCUGGUGGUUGCGGCGGUGGAGGGCGGCGCGGCGUGGUCGUUCUGGCCGCCGGCGGCCGGCGACGAGCCGUACUGCCUCAGCUGGCGGGUGAUGGUGGAGGCCAACAACGCCAAGAACUGGCCCACCGUGCCGCCGCCGUGCGUCGGCUACGUCUGGAGAUACAUGGCGUGGGGGCAGUACGCCCGCGACGUGGCCGGCGUCGCCGACCAGAUCGCCGCCUACGCCGCCCAGCUCGCCGCCGGCGACGACGGCCUCGACGCCUGGGUGUUCGACGUCGACGACACGUGCCUGUCCAACCUCUUCUACUACCAGGCAAAGCAAUUCGGGGCGUAUGAUCCGGUGGCGUUCAAGAAGUGGGCGAGCAAGGCGAUCUGCCCGGGGGUACCUGGCAUGGCGCAGCUGUUCCAGAUGCUCAGAGGCAGAGGAUUCAGAGUCUUCAUCCUCUCCGGCCGAGACCAGCAGACUCUCGCCUCCAGCACCGCCGCCAACCUCGCCGCGGCCGGCUUCGCCGGCUACGACCGGCUCAUCAUGAGAAGCGCGGAGUACCGGGGAAUGAGCGCGGUGGUGUUCAAGUCGGCGAUGAGAAUGCAGCUGAUGGAGGAGGGGUACAGGAUACGCGGCAAUGUGGGUGACCAGUGGAGCGAUCUGCAGGGUGACUUCGUCGGCGACCGUGUCUUCAAAGUGCCCAACCCAAUGUACUUUGUUCCAUGAUAAUAUGAUACUCUAAUCGCCCAUCAAACAUGUGUUCGCACAUACGCACUUCGUUACACGGAGUAUAUAUGUAACUAUUUCUUUUUUAGACAGAAAAAAAAGGUUGAGUAAAUUACUUAACAGGUCUAGCUUGUAUACGUAGCUGCUGCACUAUCAAUCUAUCACUACUUGUGUACGCAUGCAAGAUGCAUGGCAAUAGCCAGACAGGAAGAAGCAGAGUCAUCUUUCUUCUCUGAAA